AAAAUAACACUCCAUAAAUCAUAGAAUUUUCUCUCUUUUUUUCGUCAGUUUUUUCACGGACUAGUGUAAGCUACACAACCACAGAGAUUCCUUCUUAUGUUAUAUUGUUCUUAUGUUCUCACUCUCUGCCAAAAGCACCUACAUAUAAUAGGGUUUUCCUUCUUUCACCUAUACACCCAUCACGGACUACUAAAAAGCAGUGUUAUUAACCAUUUUUUCUUCACAUUCUAACAUGAUACGUAUAAUUCAGUACUAGACUCAUCAUAACAAGCUACAAGCAUAUCAUUUAGCUUCUUUUGUGUUUUCUAGUUCUCAAGGCCACAAUGGCCUCUGCUGAAAACAGAGCACCAAAUGUCUCUGUUUUCCUCUGUUUCUUAGUCCUGUUUGCCACAAUUUUGUUGAGUUGUGGUCGAGUUUCGAGCCAAACAUCUGCGGUUUUCGCCUGUGAUGUUGCUAAGAAUCCAGCAUUAGCGAAUUACGGGUUCUGCAAGAAGUCAUUGGGGGUAAAUGCAAGGGUGAAAGACCUUGUGAGUAGGUUGACAUUGCAGGAGAAGAUUGGUAACCUUGUGAACUCUGCUGUUGAUGUGAGUAGGCUUGGUAUUCCAAGAUAUGAAUGGUGGUCUGAAGCACUUCAUGGAGUCUCUAACGUUGGUCCGGGGACUCAUUUUUCCAAUGUAGUACCUGGAUCAACAAGUUUUCCUAUGCCUAUUCUCAUUGCAGCUUCUUUUAAUGCUUCCUUGUUUCAAACCAUUGGAAAGGUGGUUUCAACAGAAGCAAGAGCAAUGCACAAUGUAGGGUUGGCUGGUUUAACAUAUUGGUCACCAAACAUUAACAUAUUUAGGGAUCCAAGAUGGGGAAGAGGUCAAGAAACACCAGGGGAAGACCCUUUACUUGCUAGCAAAUAUGCAGCAGGGUAUGUGAAAGGUCUACAACAAACUGAUGAUGGAAACCAUAACAAGCUUAAGGUUGCAGCUUGUUGCAAACACUACACAGCUUAUGAUGUUGAUGACUGGAAAGGUGUUCAGCGUUACACCUUCAAUGCUGUGGUAACACAACAAGAUUUGGAUGACACAUAUCAACCACCUUUUAAGAGCUGUGUGAUUGAUGGUAAUGUUGCUAGUGUCAUGUGUUCCUAUAAUCAAGUAAAUGGAAAACCGACUUGUGCUGAUCCUGAUCUUCUUAAAGGUGUUAUCAGAGGCAAAUGGAAACUAAAUGGAUACAUAGUUUCUGAUUGUGACUCAGUAGAUGUGUUUUUCAAAAGCCAGCACUACACCAAGACUCCUGAGGAAGCUGCAGCCAAAUCCAUUCUAGCAGGAUUGGAUUUGAACUGUGGAAGUUUUCUUGGCCAACAUACAGAAGGUGCUGUCAAGCAAGGGCUUAUAGAUGAAGCAUCUAUUAACAAUGCCGUCUCCAACAAUUUCGCGACAUUAAUGCGUCUUGGUUUCUUUGAUGGUGAUCCUAGCAAGCAACCUUAUGGAAACCUUGGUCCAAAAGAUGUCUGCACUUCAGCAAACCAGGAGCUAGCUCGUGAAGCUGCAAGGCAAGGGAUUGUCCUGCUUAAAAACUGUCCAGGAUCAUUGCCUCUUAAUGCCAAAGCCAUUAAAUCAUUGGCAGUUAUUGGUCCAAAUGCCAAUGCUACUAGGACCAUGAUUGGAAACUAUGAAGGCAUUCCAUGCAAAUAUACAUCACCUUUGCAGGGCUUAACAGCCUUAGUUCCCACAACCUAUGCUGCCGGCUGCCCUGAUGUUCAAUGCACAAAUGCUGCACUAGAUGAUGCCAAAAAGAUUGCAGCCUCUGCAGAUGCAACUGUGAUUGUAGUUGGAGCGAAUCUUGCAAUAGAGGCAGAGAGUCGUGACAGAGUCAACAUUCUUCUUCCGGGACAGCAGCAACAGUUAGUUACUGAAGUUGCAAAUGCAGCCAAGGGACCUGUGAUUCUUGCCAUAAUGUCUGGAGGAGGCAUGGACGUUUCCUUUGCUAAGACUAAUAAUAAAAUCACAAGCAUUUUGUGGGUUGGCUAUCCUGGAGAAGCAGGUGGAGCUGCCAUCGCGGAUGUCGUCUUUGGGUAUCAUAAUCCAAGUGGAAGGCUACCCAUGACAUGGUAUCCACAAUCAUAUGUAGACAAAGUACCAAUGACUAAUAUGAACAUGAGGCCUGAUCCUGCUACAGGUUACCCUGGUAGAACAUACAGAUUUUACAAAGGAGAAACUGUUUUCGCAUUUGGAGACGGAAUAAGCUACUCUACUUUCGAGCACAAACUGGUUAAAGCACCACAAAUGGUGUCUGUUCCUUUAGCUGAGGAUCAUGUCUGUCGUUCCUCAGAAUGCAAGUCACUUGAUGUUGCUGGCGAGCAUUGUCAAAACUUGGCCUUUGAUAUUCAUCUAAGGAUCAAGAACAAGGGGAAAAUGAGCAGCAGUCAAACAGUGUUUUUGUUCUCUACUCCUCCUGCAGUGCACAAUGCACCCCAAAAACACUUGUUGGCUUUCGAGAAAAUACACUUGACAGGAAAAUCAGAAGCACUGGUUAGUUUCAAAGUAGAUGUUUGUAAAGAUUUGAGUGUGGUUGAUGAACUUGGCAACAGAAAAGUUGCCUUAGGGCAGCAUAUGCUUCAUGUAGGAGACUUGAAGCAUCCUUUGGGUGUGAUGAUUUAAAGCAAUCAUCUGCACCGAGUCUUUCAUUUUACGUCAUUGGUUUCCUUAAAAAAUUUAAGGGAACCAUAAAUUGCAUUAAAAAAGGGAGACUGGGAAUAAGUUUAAGUGGUGAUUCCGUAAUUGUAACAAAUUGCUCUGCUUCUAUUCUUAUUCAAAUAAACAAUCAAAUAUUAACUGGACUAGUUUUCUA
This is a messenger RNA of Trifolium pratense (red clover), 2838 nucleotides long. RefSeq names its product beta-xylosidase/alpha-L-arabinofuranosidase 2. Gene Ontology annotation, cellular component: plant-type cell wall. Gene Ontology annotation, biological process: arabinan catabolic process; xylan catabolic process. The coding region runs from base 324 to 2648 and encodes 774 amino acids. Lineage: Eukaryota; Viridiplantae; Streptophyta; Magnoliopsida; Fabales; Fabaceae. The transcript is spliced from 7 exons. Gene Ontology annotation, molecular function: alpha-L-arabinofuranosidase activity; xylan 1,4-beta-xylosidase activity. The record is from RefSeq and is a predicted model, not a curated record.